CUUGCAUCACCCCCAAAGAGAUCUUCAUCGUCCUCGGAAACAGCAAUUAGUUGGCAAACCAACAUUUCACAUCUUCACUCUCGUCACAGUUUCCUGUUGUGGUAAGAAGCUUGUGAGUUUGAUCAGGAGGUGUGCAGACUGACACACGCUUCUGCUGAACAACUUGUUAACUCAACAUCUAAACUGUAACUCUCACAUCCACUUGCCCAAAUGUCAAACCCCGUGAUCACCAGCCAGCCAGGGGUCGGCUCCUAUGGGACAAACGUCCAGACAGGACAGUGGAGCACAGACCUGUGCUCCUGCUGCAGUGACGGCUUGAUCUGUGUUUCUGGCUUGUUUUGUCCGCUUAUACUGGCGUGCUACACAGCAAAUAAGUACGGAGAAAACUGCUGCUUGCCUUUGGUCCCAGGAGGCUUGGCAGCCAUGAGGACUCACAUGAGGCUGACUUAUGGCAUUCAGGGGACAAUAUGCAACGACGCAUUGAUGACCUGCUUCUGUGGAAAUUUGGAAACGUGCAGGAUGGCACGAGAGAUCCGCAUCAGGAACGGAGAAACCUCAUUGUGAUCUCAACCACAAAUCUUGACUCACUUUAUAGGAGAGUUUGUCUGAUGACUUUGUCACAAUUGAAGUAAUCAGGUCAUUUUUCUGUUUUGAUCCAGGUUCACCCCAGACAAAAAAGUGGAUGAGUCUUUAUAAUGAAGUACAUGCGAUUUAGUGGAUUAGAACUAAUCAUAUCUGUAGCCUCAUGCAGUAAUGGUGUGGCCAUGUAAUGUAAUUUGUCCUGCAUUUGUGUAAAUAAACUGCUGUCCAAUCAGCUUGAUGUCAUAAUGUCUGCAUGUCUGUUAUACUUUUGCCUCCAUUCGUUUAACAAUCGUGC
This is a messenger RNA of Thalassophryne amazonica, 877 nucleotides long. RefSeq names its product cornifelin homolog. The transcript has 4 exons. Bases 211 to 564 code for a protein of 117 amino acids. Gene Ontology annotation, cellular component: cornified envelope. NCBI's taxonomy places the organism in Eukaryota, Metazoa, Chordata, Actinopteri, Batrachoidiformes, Batrachoididae. The record is from RefSeq and is a predicted model, not a curated record.